This is a messenger RNA of Priceomyces carsonii, 1278 nucleotides long. Its product is annotated as DUF4451 domain-containing protein. The coding region runs from base 1 to 1278 and encodes 425 amino acids. The transcript has a single exon. Lineage: Eukaryota; Fungi; Ascomycota; Pichiomycetes; Serinales; Debaryomycetaceae. The record is from RefSeq and is a predicted model, not a curated record.
AUGAGCUUUGACACUUUCUACGAUCAUGUUAUUGUUCCUUCAAGCGGUUCCAGUUUAUCGGAUCUCUUCGAUGUUAACGAAAACUCUCAUAUGCAAUUAGGUUCAUUAGAUAAUCUGCCUUCUCGAAGUAUUUAUGAAAAUAAUAGGGAAUGUGUUGUGGGGGGCGCAUUGGAGGAUAGCAAUGUUGACAAUACCGAAAAAUUAUCAUCAGUUAUCUCUACAAUUCCAAGGACUUUCGACUUGGUUUCGGAACUUUCUGAUCUCACCAGUCUAAUCAAAGGUUAUGAAUAUGAAGAACCAACUAAUUACAUUGAUUACAAGCAAAUUCAAAAUUUGAGUUAUACCGUAAUGCAUGAAGAUGUUUUUGAUCGCAAACCAUUUUAUAGUCCAAAAGAGACCAUAUCACUGUUGGAAAAUGAAACACGAGUUGAGCCGUCUCAUGAUCAAGAUGGUGCAAAAAAAUGUGAUUUUAAAGAGCCAUUUCGGUUGAAAAUAGUUCAAGUUAAAAAACUGGGUAGAGUGUUCAAACCAAGGCCAAAGGGCUCUAAACGAAUUAUUGAAAUCAAAAGGGACUUUUCAUAUGACCAUCUUGAUGUACCAACACUGAUUGACGAAAGUCCAGAGCUACGAAAUGAUGCAAAAAAUUCUCCCUGGGUAGGAUGGGCUGAAACCUAUUCUCGAAAACUAGUUAGAUUAUUGAAUGAUGAUGAGAACAAAAUUUGCAACAUCAAAAGAACGAGAUAUGUUCGGCAUAAUUUAGAGGCAAUUGUGAAGCAUAUGCAUAUUGAUGUUAUUUAUGAAAAAAAUUCAAAUUUUGAUAUCAGCAGGCCCUACGAGCCUCAAUAUAUAAGGUAUAUCAUUGAUUUGGACAGUUCACCAGUGCUUCCUUUCAACCACACAAGAUGUGGGUUGUGUCCUUAUUGCCCAGCAAUAAGCUUCUACGAUAUUAAAACAUCAGCAUAUGCACAGCAUCUUUCACUUCAACAUGGAAUUUAUACUGAUAACUUUUUGACACCAAACCCCUUAUACUAUGGUCAUUAUAGGAUCAAAAAACCAGAAAAUAGAAGCCGAAAAGAGAAGCGGAAAACUCAAGCUCACGAAUUACAAAGAGACGGAAUAGUAUGUCCUUGCUGCUAUGAGAUCGUUGGAGUAAAUUGUAGUAAGAAAACGGCAAACACGAAGCCACUUACAAAUUAUAUGAGACAUUUUAGAGACAACCAUAUAUACUGCAAGGACAAAAGCGACCCUUACAAGUAUUUCAACAAAUAUGAGAAAUAG